Messenger RNA from Drosophila innubila, 1460 nucleotides. RefSeq lists its product as uncharacterized. The record is from RefSeq and is a predicted model, not a curated record. Lineage: Eukaryota; Metazoa; Arthropoda; Insecta; Diptera; Drosophilidae. The transcript is spliced from 3 exons. The coding region runs from base 47 to 1387 and encodes 446 amino acids.
AGUUGUGAGUGGAAUAUUAAAGUGUGGAAAGACAUUACAUGUCGCGAUGUCAUCGGCCGCUAAGGAAACAACGGACUGUCGUCAUGCCUUAAUGGUGCUAUUAAGUCUGGGCCUGUGUCUCGGAUUAUGUAAUGCAACUGCAGACGGUGAAACUAUGCAAAAAUACGAAAAUGAAUCAGAGGCACCAAAUUGGUCACAAUUUCUCGAAGACUAUGUUUUAAGUCAGAGCAGCAGCCAACGCAAGUCCAAAGAUCUUGGCUAUAUGGGCAACGAUAUGAAUGGACCCAUUAGUUAUCAUUCCUCGGCUUACAAACGUCCCGGCAACAAUAUCUAUAUAACACGACGCAUUGGAGAGGCUGUAGAGUUGGAGCCACAUCUGCGUACGCCGGUGGAAAGUCAGAGUCCGAUUGUAAAUCCUCAGUUUCGGCCCAUGACCAACCAAAUGUUGCACCAGCAACAGCAGCAACACCAACAACAGCACCAGCAGCAACAGCAGCAACUACAACAGCGUCAACAACCCGGAUUUUUGCAACAACUUUUUGGUUUCGGUGGUUCAACCGACGGUGGCAGCUCCAGCAAUGCCCCAUCGCCGCCACCCCAGGCACACUUUCGUCCGGUGCCGCUGCAACAAUCACCAGCGCACUCCCCGCAGCAACACUUGUCUCAUGGCAGUCCACCCAACACAUUUCGCGCUGUCUCCGAAAACGAUUUGUAUCUACUUGGCGCCAUUGAGAAGCUGGUUUAUCGCGUUGAUUAUUUGGAAAGUCGAGUGCGACGUACGGAGCAGUUAAUCUAUUAUCUGAUGGCCGGCAACAAUCAGAAGGAGGUGCGAGAUCCUUGUCCCGCCAACUUUACGCGCAUCAGUGACAAUUGCUACUAUAUAAACAGCCAGCAACAGGUAAACUGGAAGACAGCAAAUACAGCAUGCAAGGGACUCUCUGCCCAUCUGGCGGAAUUCGAGAAGGUGUCCGAGAACGAGGAGAUCAUGGCCUAUUUGCUUAAUCAGCCGUCGCACAGGGGACGCGAUUAUUGGCUGGGUGGUCUUAACCCAGGUCUAUUGUGGAUUUGGUCGAAUUCCGCCAAGCCCGUCAAUCCGAACACAAACCUUACAUCGAUAGCGAUGUCACCGAAGGGUGAAAAUUCGACGGCCGCCAAUCUGGUGGACAGCAGUGAGCAGACAGCGGAGGACAACGAUGUGCUCAACAAUACCGUCCAGAUUGAGGGCAAAGGACGUUGCCUGCGCCUCAGUUACAAUGCUGGCAAACAUAGCUAUGUGUACUAUGGACAGGAGUGCACUUCCAGACACUAUUACAUCUGUGAGUACGAGGACAAGACGCUGGACAAUAAGAUCCAGAAGAUAGCACGCGACUUGAAGCUCUUUGAUUAAAGAUGAAUUUACAAAAUUAAUUGGAUGUGAUGUCAAGUAUAUUUGAAUACCUAUUUAAUUUAGCCAUAGACAG